This is a messenger RNA of Acaulospora morrowiae, 296 nucleotides long. Lineage: Eukaryota; Fungi; Glomeromycota; Glomeromycetes; Diversisporales; Acaulosporaceae. The record is from the annotation of a GenBank genome assembly.
AUGAUCGAAUCUAUAGAAGUUAGAGAGUAUUCCAAUUAUUAUGAUGCAGGUGUUAUGAGAGCACACUAUUACAAUAAAACGUAUUCCGAAGACGAGGGCCCAAUUCCGGAGUAUUUAAAAGAUUCGAGGUUUGGUAUAAAAUUCUACGCCAUAUUUUGGUUGUCUUCCCUUUCUAUUUAUGGGAAUUUUUACUUUCUUCUGUUUCCCCGCAAGAUUAUGAUUGAUACUGUCAUCAAUAUACGCAUUUCUCACUUCUUUAGACAUUAUUCGUGGUCAACCGCUAACAUGUCCUCGCG